Molecule: messenger RNA, 2649 nt
Organism: Ilex paraguariensis (yerba mate)
Lineage: Eukaryota; Viridiplantae; Streptophyta; Magnoliopsida; Aquifoliales; Aquifoliaceae
Source: the annotation of a GenBank genome assembly
AUGUACGGACGUCACGCAGAGAUCAUGAACACGAAGCACCGAUCGAUGGACACAAGUGACAUCGCGAACAUCUUAGCGAUAUACUUCCCCCAAAUCGACUUCUCUGUCGAUGAGUCCAAGUGGAAAUUCAGUCUCACCUCCGACCUCGUUCGCUUCUUCUCUACUCCAUUAGGACAGCAAAUCGCGUCUCAGGUGAAGGAUGAUGAUGGCAUAUUUUUCUUGUCACUUGACUUCCAACAGUUCCGAAAAACUUGUGAACUUGAGGAAUUUUAUGCAGCUCUAAUGGAGAAACCUAAGGACACUCUGUUGUGCCUGAGUGCUGCAGUGCACAAGGCUCUAUCUACCCAAUGGGAAAGCAUCAUGUUGGAGAAUUGUGCAAAAAUAAAUAUCCGUCUGCACAACUAUCCUGAAUCUAUGAUUGCUCUGAAGAACCUAAAAGCAGCUUAUAUUGGUAACUUCAAAUUUCAGAAGUACUUCAGCAUUUUUUCAGCAAAAGUUAGCACAGUUAGACCUCUGGUGUUACAAAUGAGUUUUUCCUGUGCCAAGUGUGGAACCGGCAUUACACGUGACUUUCCUGAUGGGAAAUUUUCCCCACCGCCAAUUUGCACAAUGCACGGCUGCAAAAGCAGAACUUUUAUUCCAAUUAGAUCUAGCGCUCAACCAAUAGACUUUCAGAAAAUCAGAAUUCAGGAGCUGCUCAAGUCUGAACAUCACGAAGAGGGGCGAGUGCCUCGGAUAGUAGAAUGUGAAUUGACUGAAGAUCUUGUAGAUGCAUGCAUCCCUGGAGAUAUUGUGACAGUUACGGGUAUUAUAAGGGUGAUUAAUAACUACAUGGAUAUCGGAGGAGGAAAAUCAAAAUCCAAGAAUCAAGGAUUAUAUUAUUUGUAUGUAGAAGCAGUUUCAAUUAAAAAUUCCAAGUCGCAAGCUAUGCCCGAGGAUUUGCAAGAUACUAUUGCUGAUGCUGGAGCUACACCGUUGUUUGAUUUGUUCUCAUUUUCCCCAAGAGAUUUAGAGUUUAUUAUCAAAUUUUCUGAGGAACAUGGUUCAGAUAUCUUCCGACAAAUGCUUCAGUCUGUUUGUCCCUCCAUCUAUGGACAUGAGCUUGUUAAAGCGGGAAUUACAUUGGCCUUAUUUGGAGGUGUACGAAAGCAUUCAAUGGAUCAAAACAAAGUUCCAGUUAGAGGAGACAUUCAUGUAAUAGUUGUUGGUGAUCCUGGACUGGGUAAGAGUCAGCUACUCCAAGCAGCAGCUGCUAUUUCUCCACGUGGCAUUUAUGUGUGCGGUAAUGUCACAACCAAUGCUGGCCUCACAGUCACUGUGGUGAAGGAUCCUAUGACUAGUGACUAUGCUUUUGAAGCUGGUGCCAUGGUACUCGCUGACGGUGGAUUAUGCUGUAUUGAUGAAUUUGACAAAAUGUCUGCAGAACACCAGGCUCUACUGGAAGCUAUGGAGCAGCAGUGUGUCUCUGUUGCAAAGGCAGGACUAGUAGCAAGUUUAUCAGCGCGAACAUCUGUUCUAGCAGCAGCAAACCCUGUUGGCGGUCAUUAUAACCGCGCAAAAACUGUGAAUGAAAACUUGAAAAUGAGUGCUGCUCUACUGUCGCGAUUUGAUUUGGUUUUUAUACUACUUGACAAACCGGAUGAACUACUGGAUAAGCGAGUCUCGGAGCACAUUAUGUCACUUCAUGCUGGAAACGGACAAAAUUCACCAGUGGCAAAAAGGCUAUGUACAGGUGGUGUUUCAACUUCUGCAUUACAGAAUGUUAGAGACAUGGACUUGAAUGUGAAAAGUGGUUCUCUAGUUUCAAGUUUGAAACUUGACCCUAGAAAAGACGGCGAUUUUGUUCCAUUGCCUGGCCCUCUUCUGCGCAAAUAUAUUGCUUAUGCCCGAAGUUAUGUCUUUCCUAGGAUGUCAAGGCAAGCAGCAGAUAUUCUACAGAAGUUUUAUUUACGCUUAAGAGACCAUAACACAUCUGCUGAUGGUACACCAAUAACUGCGAGGCAGUUAGAAAGCCUGGUAAGGCUGGCGGAGGCUCGAGCUAGAGUGGAUUUAAGAGAAGACAUAACUGAGCAAGAUGCUUUGGAUGUUGUUGGAAUAAUGAAAGAAUCCUUGUAUGAUAAGUACGUCGAUGAACACGGUUGUGUGGAUUUUGGUCGGAGUGGGGGGAUGAGUCAACAGAAAGAAGCAAAACGGUUUUUAAGUGCCCUGAAUAAGCAGUCAGAGUUGCAGCAAAAAGAUUGCUUUACUAUCUCUGAAAUAUACAGUCUGGCAGAUAAGAUAGGCUUGAGGGUUCCAGAUAUUGACACAUUUGUAGAUAAUCUAAACAGUGUUGGUUAUCUACUAAAAAAAGGGCCAAAGACCUAUCAGGUGCUAUCAUCAUCUUAUUCUCGUAGUCAAUCAUCAAGGUCAAGAGGCUAAGUUGUCAAGAACUAGAGAACAGGGAUUUUGGUGGUUUUAUGUGCUCUUGCAUGCUACCUGCGAUCUUAAAAGACUUGAAGAAGCAGAAAUCACACAGAUCAGCUCAUCAGGCUUCAGUAGUGGGGAGAUCAUCUUAACCAAUGGAGUUGUUUCAGGUUAUGGUGCAAAAAUUUUGUGGUCUGGUGGUUCGCAUUCCAUCAAAACAGUUUAGUAGCUUGAGCAAUGUUUGAU